This is a messenger RNA of Phialemonium atrogriseum, 1025 nucleotides long. RefSeq lists its product as uncharacterized. The record is from RefSeq and is a predicted model, not a curated record. The transcript is spliced from 2 exons. The coding region runs from base 1 to 621 and encodes 206 amino acids. Lineage: Eukaryota; Fungi; Ascomycota; Sordariomycetes; Cephalothecales; Cephalothecaceae.
AUGCCACAGAUUCCGCACUACGAUCAUCGCCGCUGGGAGCGCUGGAAGGAAGAAAUGCUGUUGGCUCUGUGCGGCGGUCCUCCCGAGGUGGAGGACGAGUUCGAGAACUAUAUGGCCCUCGAUCCGGUCUCGACGCCCCGCCCCGCUUCCCCAGCCUUCCUGGAACAAGAAUACUACCUGGAGCUAGAAAACGUCCUGGAAUUCGGGGACGAUAUUGAUGGGGUCCCGAUAAUGCCCCCCACGCCAAUACUCCCAACAGUGGAGUCGGCACAGGACUAUAUACUCCAUCAUCGAGAACGGUUGGAGAGACUCGGCAUGUUCCGCGGGCUUACAUUGGCUGUUUUUCGCCCCGCCUUGAGCGCCACGACAGAAGAACGACCAUAUUGGACCUAUCAAGACGACCCCCCGCCCUUCAUUCUGAACGAGGCUCCGCCAGAACCCCCCCUGCCGGAUACCCCAUCACCUUCCCAGCAGCCUUCCGCUCUUCCCGCGUCUCCACAGGACCCGGGCGCCGCCGCGCCUGCCCAAGACCUACCCCUUUCCCAGGGAGAGGAACCCGGCCCUGCUCUUCCUCCUGCUCCCGCUUCCGCCAUCGGAACAGCGGGACCUGCUUCCCAGUGACAGAUAUCGGAGCUGUCGUUUUCUGCUUGGCAUCGAAGACCUCCUUCAAGCAAUAACACAACCGUGGAUGUCGGUCGAACCGCUCAAGCUCAGACUUAGGGCCAGAGGGCAUUUUUGCCUAGGAACUUGGACAGAUAGACGGCCCACGUUGGACAGAAGGGGAUAAGACAUAGGGGGCUGGAGGAAGGAUAAUCGAGUCUUCGUUGUACAGUACGUACGCAGAUAACCUGGAUGAUCCGUCGAAUCGCACCGCCUGUACGUACUUGGCUGCCCCUCACAGCGGCUGCGAAAGCUGUGCCACAAUUAUUCUGAUGCGGCAAAAUAUGUGGAAAUGUAUCAUUUCCGCCGGAGCUGACUCUGAAUAGUAAACGAUGUAGCUCAACGUAGUAUGUCCUUAUAACCUG